Messenger RNA from Trichomonas vaginalis G3, 2943 nucleotides. RefSeq names its product exported serine/threonine protein kinase family. The record is from RefSeq and is a predicted model, not a curated record. The coding region runs from base 1 to 2943 and encodes 980 amino acids. Lineage: Eukaryota; Parabasalia; Trichomonadida; Trichomonadidae. The transcript has a single exon.
AUGGAGCGCUUUCCUAUUGCUAGUAGAAGACAGUGGAAGGAAGACUCCGCUGCUAGCAUAAUUUCAAGUUUGAUCAAUAAAACAACUGAUGAUGAUAUUAUUAGAAUGAAAAAGCUCAAAGAAAUCCAAUUAAUUGUCGAUCAACAAAAACAACAAGAUGAACUGAUGAAAUACUUGUACGAAUUAACAUCUCAACGUGAUUCGUCAAUUUCAAGACUUUGCAAUCAAAUUAAUGGCCACAUUGAGUUCUUAUUAAGAUUAAGUAAUGGUCAAGACCCAAGUUCACUGUUUUUAAUAUCACAACAAAGUGGAAGGACAUUCUUGAAAGAAGCUACAAGAGAUUUUCUUGCUGAACAAGCCGGAAAAUCAACUGAAUUAAUUUCCUCCAUGAUUUCUACACCGGAAACACCACUUUACGGCUUGAGUAAAAUACUCGAUCAUUAUCUCGAUGCAGACAUGAGAACAAGAGUACUCAGCCAGCUUGCAAACGACGAAAGUGUUUCAAAUAUUGAACUCAAGACAGUCCUGAUACAAGAAGCUUACAUCGUUCAGCAACUUUUGAAGAACAAACCACAAACAAAUGAUCAUCUCCGCAUUUCUAUUCAAAACGAGCUUGAAGCCAAAUAUCAAGCAAGAAUUUCUCAACUUCAGCAAGAGUUAGCUGCUUUCUCACAUGGAGAAUCAUUCGGAGAUACAUCAAACAUACGUGAAAUGCUUGAAGAUAGCAUCAGAGCCGAAUAUGAACUUAAAAUGAAAGAUGAACGCGAAAAAAUCCGCCAGCAGUUACAAAACGAGUAUCAUCCAGUCAGAGCCGACUCAAGCCCAGUCGAUACAUCCGAUUCCAAGCUCAUUCGCGAACUUAAGACCCAAAUUACGAAUGAAAUUCGCAACCAAGUGAUCGAUGACGUCAGAAAAGAUGUAUGGGCAGAAGCAGAGUUCCAUUUCCGACCAAUCAUUAAGAAGGAACUCGAACCAAAGCUUCGCGAGCGAAUUUCCGCCGAAAUUGAAGUUCAAUUACGGAAUAAACUUCGUUCUGAGGUCGAACAAUCAGUUAGGACACAACUACAACAAGAAGUACGUGAAGCAGAGACGAACAAGAUCAGACAAGAGCUUGCAAAAAGUGUUGCAGAAGAAGUUACAUCGAAAUUGAAGAGAAAGAUCAAGGAAGACUACAAGAAACAGUACCAACUGCAACUACGCGAAUCGGAACUCAAUAUUAGGAACGAUAUUGAGAAACAACUCCGAGAAAAAAUUUCAAAAGAAUAUGAAGACAAAAUGAACGAUAAAAUUGAGAAUGAUAUCAAGCCAAUGCUUGAAACACAGCUUACUGUAACUCUCCAGAGGGAUAUCAGGCAGAGAUUGUCACAACAAAUGAGAGAUCAAAUAAUUGAUUCAAUUAGAGAAGAAGUUGAAGAAGAAUACAAGAACAAACCAGCACAGAAUGUCCCAGAAUACAUGAUUACGGAGAUGAGAGACCAAAUCCAGAGAAAACUCCAAGAAGAAAACAGAAUAAUUCUUGAAAAAAUGGAAUCCGACCUCAGAAACAGGAUUUAUGAUGAAGUUAAAGAACAAACACUCGAUGAAGUGUCCAUACAAUACUCUGAAACAGCUACAAAUACUAGUUUUCCACCAAAACCUGUUACAGAUUACAAGAACAUGAAGGAAAUGUUCAGAGAAGAACUGGAAGACGAAAUAAGGGCACAAAUAACCGCAGAAAUGAGGUCAAGACCUUUGUCCGCCGAUGAAGAAAACAAAAUUAGAUCCGAAAUUAGGACUCAGGUUUACAAUCAAAUCCACGAUUCAGUUAUUGAUCAGAUAACAAAGGAAGUAGAGUUCAAACUUAGAAACGAAAAGAACAGAAACAGCUCAAGAAUUUCUUAUGAAGAUAUAUCUACUGGUUCUCCUUCAUUCCGUAAUAAGAGCAUCAGCGAAAGUGAUAAACUCAGAUUGAGACUCGAAAUAGAAAGCGAAUUACGUGCAAAACUUGAAAUAGAACUCAGAUCUAAAAUCGAAUCCGAAUUACGUGAAGAAAUUGAGAACAAAGUUAGAGCAGAACUCGAUAUCCAGUACAGACAAAGCAAUUCAUCACCAGAUAAGCAGCGUAGACUUAAAUCUGAGCUCAGACAAAUCGUAAUUGAUGAAAUUCGCGAGGAAUUUAUGCGUUCUGCAUCAACAUCUUCUCCACAAUCUCCACGUAGCACUAACAAAGAUAUCCUUAAGCUCAAGAAGGACAUAAUUGUCCUUUUAACUCCGAAAAUUGAAAAAGGAUUGAGAAGAUCGUUCCUUGAGAUCGAAGAAUCUGAUGAAAGAACAACAUCUACCAAGAUUUCAGCAGGUGGAGUCUCUCCAACUGUUCUUAAAUCUCUAAGAAAGCAAAUUAAGAAAGAAAUCAAGGAAAAGUACGUUGCCAUUCUAAGAAGAGAGGUCGAAGCUGAUUUCGUAGGUUCAAAGGCAACAACUUUGUUCACUUUAAUCUGCAAAGCUUUGGCAAUUAAUAAUAUCUCAUUUUCUUUGAACGCUUUCUUUGAAUUAACCGAACAACUUGCAAGCGAAAAUGUCGAAAUCCGCGAGAAGUUCGAAAUUGGCAAUCAGCCGUUGGCCUUUUUCGUUGAAAAUUUGGUCAAAAUUAUUGAUGACGACGAUCUCUUCAAGACCCAUACAAGAUCUUUGCUUACAAGACAGAGCAGGCAGAUUUCUGAUGCCAGAUCAGAAAAUUGCGCUCGUACUUGGCUAAAUUGGGCAAAGAAACUUUACGAGUCGCUAAUUGGUCAGAGCUUUACAUCGGAAAACAUCGUUGAAUUAAGACUUGCCAUCGAAGAGAGCCAAGCAAAGAUAAUCGCUGAGAACGCUUUGCACAAACAGAAGCAGCAACAGCAGCACUACAGAGGAGCAUCUGUUUUGAAUUCACCUUCUCCUCAAUCAUCACCAAGAUAUAGAUUGUAA